Messenger RNA from Oncorhynchus tshawytscha (Chinook salmon), 1146 nucleotides. RefSeq lists its product as uncharacterized. Bases 219 to 980 code for a protein of 253 amino acids. Gene Ontology annotation, biological process: positive regulation of B cell receptor signaling pathway; regulation of B cell differentiation; B cell receptor signaling pathway. Gene Ontology annotation, cellular component: membrane raft. Lineage: Eukaryota; Metazoa; Chordata; Actinopteri; Salmoniformes; Salmonidae. The transcript has 6 exons. The record is from RefSeq and is a predicted model, not a curated record. Gene Ontology annotation, molecular function: transmembrane signaling receptor activity.
GAACCCCAGUAUUGCGACCUCUCUGAGGCCAAGACUAACAGAUAUAGACAUACACAUUCUGGGCAAUCUGAACAGGGGAAAGGCUUGAAGCGACACUCAUACACUGUUUGGGAAAUUCUACGAAAUCCUUCCAAUACUGAUACAGGUAUUCCUAUCUCAAGUGACCACAAACAAAUAGAAACAGAGGGGAAAAACUAAACCUUUGGUGUCUCUUCAAAAUGUGCAUCUGGAUGGUUGGAGUUCUGUGUGUCCUGAUGUGUUUGGGAAAUCAUCAGGCUCAAGAAGCCAACCCAGCCAUCUCCAUGCCGGACAGAAUCAGAGUGGCUCUGGCAGGAGAAACGGUCCAUUACAAACUCAAAGUGACCAUCCCAAUGAAUCAGAGCUCCAGCAACUUAGUCUGCUCUGGGCCUCCAGAACAAAAGAAGAUAAAAGAAUGGAGUAUUCUCUUUUCUCCUGAAACAAAAACAAGAACAUUUAAUUUGGAAAUAACAGCAUAUAACAGUUCUUACUCAGGAGAGUAUAACUGCAAGUAUAAAAAUGUGGAGAUCUUCUGGACCCUUCUGGUGAAAGACGAGGGGUACCGGCAGCUUUACUCUGGUCUCAGCCUUUUCAUCGUGUUGGGGGCUCUUACCACAGGCAUCCUCAUCUUCAGUGUGAUCGGCUCCAUAUAUGUGUUCAAAAGCCAAUGGAAUGGAAGUACCGGUAGUGGAGAAAGUGGAAGGAAUAGAGGGGAGAAUGAAGAGGAGGAGGAGAACGGUAACACAUCAGUGAAUGCAGCUGCCUCUGCUCCAGUUUACGCUAGUCUAGAGUCUCGGCCAGCAUCUGUCUAUGAGGUCUUGACCCCAGGAGCACCAGCAGCAGCAGUAAAGCGUGAAUCUGUCCAGAAGAAAGGAAACAUAAAGAGAAAGUCAAAGGAAUCGGUGGAGAAUGCAACGCCGCAACGGGAAGGAAUAUUUGAAUGCGUCUAUGAGAAUUUCUGACCUACUGGCAUCUGCACUGUGUUUGGGAAUCUAUAUGCUUCGAUUUUCCUGCCUUUGCAAUAUCUCUUGUUCUUUUACACAGACCUAAAAUCACGUAUGUAUUUUACCCUGCAGCUUCGUGACUUCUGUUGAAAAUAAACUGCUGUGUCUCUGGUUGUUAUCAUCA